AUUGUCAAGGACCGUCUUUCAAAGAAAGUGCCAUGUGUCGGCCGUGCCGGGCGCGCCUACGGAGCUGUUCUCGUUCCUCUUCCGACAGAAAGCAGCGCGGACCGCGGCGGCUACGAAAGUUCUCCUUUGACCCUCGCAGUUUAAGGAGCUUUGUGCCGGCCAUGAGGAAAGCGGCUGCAACCAGCUCCUUUAUGCAAGGGAGACCUUACAGGGGUCUUUGCAAAAAUGCGGAGCAGGAGUCAAAUUGGCUGCAGGCCUCGCCUGAUCGUGCCGAUCCAGCCAUGGGGAUCCAGCCUGACGGCGGCAAGGCGCCCAGAACCGGGAAUGACCCCGCGGCUUUCAGCACCUGCUCCGGGAGUAUCUUCUGCAACAUCAGGGUGUUUGUGGCCUGCCAUGGCCUGCUGCAGUUGGCCCAGCUCCUCUACAGCGCCUACUUCAAGAGCAGCCUGACAACCAUCGAGAAACGCUUUGGUCUGUCCAGUUUGUCCUCUGGCUUCAUCUCCAGUUUGCAUGAGAUUGGAAAUGUCGUCCUCAUCCUCUUUGUGAGCUACUUUGGCAGUCGUGUUCACCGGCCUAGGAUAAUUGGCCUGGGAGGCCUGCUUUUAGCCCUGGGGGCCUUCCUGCUGACACUUCCCCACUUCCUCUCUACUCCAUAUGAAUACUCUGCAGCACACAUGACCAACAAGAGCAGCAGCAGCAGAUCUGAACUUUGCAACAGCCAAUUCACCUGUCCGAAUGCCACCGUGAACGUCCAAGCAGAGGCUGGCACCAUGUGGGGAAUCAUGGUAGUUGCUCAGCUGUUGGCAGGAAUUGGGACAGUUCCCAUACAGCCUUUUGGUAUCUCCUACGUGGAUGAUUUUGCUGAGCCAAACAACUCUCCCUUGUACAUAGCACUCUUAUUUGCCAUUGCAGUGUUUGGCCCGGCAUUUGGUUACCUCCUUGGUUCUGCAGUACUGCGGAUAUUUGUGGACUUUGGGAGGGUUGAUCUGAAGGAUAUGACCUUGGUCCCAGGAGACCAGCGGUGGAUUGGAGCAUGGUGGUUAGGACUCCUCAUUGCCUCUGGCUGUCUGCUUCUCACAUCCAUUCCCUAUUUCUUCUUCCCACGAUACAUGCUGAGAGGGAGGCAGGUAACGUCUGAGGUGGACAUCAUGAAGAAGAUUGAAAAAGCUAAGGAACAGGAAGGAUCUCUGGUGGAUUUUAUUAAAAAAUUCCCCCGAGGCUUCCUAAGGCUGCUCCUCAAUCCACUAUUCAUGUUGUUGGUCAUAGCCCAGUGCAGUUUCUCCUCAGUCAUUGCUGGCCUCUCAACCUUCCUCAACAAGUUCCUGGAGAAGCAGUUUGGUACCAGCUCUUCCUAUGCAAACUUCCUCAUUGGAGCUAUAAAUCUGCCGGCGGCUGCCUUAGGAAUGCUCUUUGGUGGUCUCCUCAUGAAGCGCUUUGGUUUCUCCCUUAAAGCCAUUCCUCGGUUCGCCAUUGUGGUCCUACUUAUCUCCACACUCUGCUGCCUCCCUCUCUUCUUUAUGGGCUGCUCCACACAGAAACUGGCUGAAAUUCAUUCUGGCAGUACAUCAAGUUCCACAGCUCAGGAGUCAUGCAGCAAAGCAUGCUCCUGCUCAGAGAACCUCUUCCACCCAGUCUGUGGUGAUGAUCAAGUGGAGUACCGUUCCCCUUGCCAUGCUGGCUGUACUGGCUCCUUCCUUAAUUCUUCCAUAUCCAAGACCAUGACCUAUACAAACUGUACCUGUAUCAAGAGUGGGCAGCACUCAGCAAAGACCGGAUCCUGCCCAGUUAGCUGUGCCCAUUUGCUGCUGCCUGUUACAGUCCUCAUCUCAUGUGCUGCACUGAUUGCCUGCCUGUGUCACAACCCUCUGUACAUGAUGGUGUUACGGGUGGUGAGCUAUGAUGAAAAGUCAUUUGCCAUUGGACUCCAGUUCUUAUUGAUGAGAUUGCUAGCUUGGUUGCCGGCCCCUGCCCUUUUUGGCUUACUGAUCGACUCCUCUUGCAUCUGGUGGAAGAAAGAGUGCAACAAGAAUGGUGGAUCCUGCGUUUACUAUGACAAUAACUUCCUUCGCAGCAGGUACUUAGGGCUUCAAGUGGGCUACAAAAUCGCUGGCAUUCUACUAUUAUCCCUGAUCAGCUGGAAGCUGACCAAGAACAAGGAAUACAAUGUGCAAGACAAAGCUGCUGGCCUAGUGUAGCUCUGUGCUGGACAGGACCCAUCUCAAGUGCCUUUUUACCAUGCCCAUAUUUACAUAACAGUACUCAGCCUCCGUGGCUUUUUUUUAAACAAUUAAGGGGACCAUUUCAUAUUAGCUGAACUUUAUGCUUCUGCAUUAUCAUCCUCUGCUGUGUGUAGUCCAGCUAAAUGGAACGUGCCUAGUUGGUAAAUGGGGAACAAGCAGCUGUGCUGGGACCAAGCACCUGACCAGAGUCAGAAGAGUUGUUGCAGCCAGCAAAUCUCGCCAAAGAAAGUCUGCCACAAAUACUUCCACAGGGCUAGGAAAAGGGCAUGCAGCAAGCCACAAGCAAGGCAGGAGCCCUUGUCAUUGUGCCUCCCUAGUCCGCAGCCACAUUCUGGCCUGACAUGCCUAAGACAUGGAUGUUUCUUUUGCUCUUUCAAGCUGUUGGGUCAGGCAGCCAGAAGAACGGUAACUUGGAUCUCUUGGGAAACACCAAAGCAAUGGGAAUGGCAAGGGACAGCUGUUACAGUUAAGAGAACCGUGUGGAUAGCUUGGGCAUUGGUGAGGAGGGAGCAGCCCUCUUGCCCACUGGACUCUUGUACUAAGGCCAUCAAGUGUGUUACGCAACACCAGGAUUGACCAGGGUGUGGAAUGGGUGCGACGGGGGAUUACAGUGCAGCAUAGCCUGCCUCUCACUGUCAUGCUUUCCCCUUUCCCCCAUGACAUUAUUUGGAGUGGACAUAAAGUCCACUCAGUGUAUAAAGUUAGUAGUUAUGAUAUCUUGAAUUUUUAAAUAAAAGCAACUUUUUCCAA
This is a messenger RNA of Varanus komodoensis (Komodo dragon), 2990 nucleotides long. RefSeq names its product solute carrier organic anion transporter family member 2A1 (gene SLCO2A1). Lineage: Eukaryota; Metazoa; Chordata; Lepidosauria; Squamata; Varanidae. The record is from RefSeq and is a predicted model, not a curated record. Gene Ontology annotation, cellular component: membrane. The transcript is spliced from 15 exons. The coding region runs from base 33 to 2195 and encodes 720 amino acids. Gene Ontology annotation, biological process: sodium-independent organic anion transport; prostaglandin transport; transmembrane transport. Gene Ontology annotation, molecular function: prostaglandin transmembrane transporter activity; protein binding.